CCGCGAGCCCGCGAGCCCGAGAGCGGAGCGGCGAAGCGGGGAGGGAACGCGCUGCUGAGCCGGGGCUGGAGCGGCGGCGGCAGCGGCGGAGGGAGGGCCCCACGGACAGACAGACGCACGAACGGACCGAGCCAGGGAGGGAGCGAGAGAGACUUCGCCGGCGAGGAGGAGCGGCGCGAGCCGCGGCUGCUGGGCGCUUCCCCGCGCUGCUGGGUGCUCGGCGCCUCCGCGGCCCCCGGCUCCCGGCCUCAGCUUCCUCACGCGCGCGAGGCGCGGGGUGCGGGGCCCGGGGCUCGCUUCGCCGAAGGGGUCGCUGAACUAACUCUCAAGCUGGUGUGCGCAGUGGCGGAGCAGUGGCCACCCAAGAGCUGGAGUCACCAUGGCGGCCGGAGUUGCAGCCUGGCUGCCUUUCGCGCGGGCUGCGGCCAUCGGGUGGAUGCCGGUGGCCAACUGCCCCAUGCCCCUCGCCCCGGCAGACAAGAACAAGCGGCAGGAUGAACUGAUCGUCCUCAACGUGAGCGGGCGGAGGUUCCAGACGUGGCGGACCACGCUGGAGCGCUACCCGGACACACUGCUGGGCAGCACGGAGAAGGAGUUCUUCUUCAACGAGGACACCAAGGAGUACUUCUUCGACCGGGACCCAGAAGUGUUCCGCUGCGUCCUCAACUUCUAUCGCACAGGCAAGCUGCACUACCCCCGCUACGAGUGCAUCUCCGCCUACGAUGACGAGCUGGCUUUCUAUGGCAUCCUGCCCGAGAUCAUUGGCGACUGCUGUUACGAGGAGUACAAGGACCGCAAGAGGGAGAACGCCGAGCGGCUCAUGGACGACAACGACUCGGAGAACAACCAGGAGUCCAUGCCCUCCCUCAGCUUCCGCCAGACCAUGUGGCGGGCCUUCGAGAACCCGCACACCAGCACACUGGCCUUGGUCUUCUACUACGUGACUGGCUUCUUCAUUGCCGUCUCGGUCAUCACCAACGUGGUGGAGACGGUGCCGUGUGGCACGGUGCCUGGGAGCAAGGAGCUGCCGUGUGGCGAGCGCUACUCGGUGGCCUUCUUUUGUCUGGACACCGCCUGCGUCAUGAUCUUCACGGUGGAGUACCUCCUCCGGCUCUUCGCGGCGCCCAGCCGCUACCGCUUCAUCCGCAGCGUGAUGAGCAUCAUCGACGUGGUGGCCAUCAUGCCCUACUACAUCGGCCUGGUAAUGACCAACAAUGAGGACGUGUCGGGCGCCUUCGUCACGCUUCGGGUCUUCCGCGUCUUCAGGAUCUUCAAGUUCUCCCGCCACUCCCAGGGCUUGCGGAUCCUGGGCUACACCCUGAAGAGCUGUGCCUCUGAGCUCGGCUUCCUCCUCUUCUCCCUCACCAUGGCCAUCAUCAUCUUUGCCACUGUGAUGUUUUAUGCCGAGAAGGGCUCCUCCGCCAGCAAGUUCACGAGCAUCCCCGCCUCUUUUUGGUACACCAUCGUCACCAUGACCACACUGGGAUAUGGAGACAUGGUGCCCAAGACGAUCGCAGGGAAGAUCUUCGGCUCCAUCUGUUCCCUGAGCGGUGUCCUCGUCAUUGCCCUGCCGGUCCCUGUGAUCGUUUCCAACUUCAGCCGGAUUUACCACCAGAAUCAGAGAGCUGAUAAACGCAGGGCACAAAAGAAGGCCCGCCUUGCCAGGAUCCGUGUGGCCAAAACAGGGAGCUCCAAUGCCUACCUGCACAGCAAGCGCAACGGACUCCUCAACGAGGCACUGGAGCUGAUGGGCACCCCGGAAGAGGAGCACAUGGGCAAGACCACCUCACUCAUCGAGAGCCAGCACCACCACCUGCUGCACUGCCUGGAGAAAACCACUGGGUUGUCCUAUCUUGUGGAUGAUCCCCUGUUAUCUGUACGAACCUCCACCAUCAAGAACCACGAGUUUAUAGAUGAACAGAUGUUUGAGCAGAACUGCAUGGAGAGUUCAAUGCAGAACUACCCAUCCACACGGAGUCCCUCACUGUCCAGCCACCCGGGCCUCACGACCACCUGCUGCUCCCGUCGUAGUAAGAAAACCACACACCUGCCCAAUUCCAACCUGCCGGCCACACGCCUGCGCAGCAUGCAAGAGCUCAGCACGAUCCACAUCCAGGGCAGCGAGCAGCCCUCCCUCACUACCAGUCGUUCCAGCCUUAAUUUGAAAGCAGACGACGGACUGAGACCAAACUGCAAAACAUCCCAGAUCACCACAGCCAUCAUCAGCAUUCCUACUCCCCCAGCGCUAACCCCAGAGGGGGAAGGUCGGCCACCCCCUGCCAGCCCAGGCUCCAACACGAACGUUCCUGCCGUAGCCAGCAAUGUUGUCAAGGUCUCCGCCUUGUAAAACCACUGGACAGAGGGCCAGUGCGGGUGGUGGGAGUGAAGGGGGCUGGCAUGUUGGUGGGUGGCCACUGUGACCACUCCCUCCCCCUCCCCCACUAUUUCUGCCCACCCUGUUGCACCCCCAACACUGAAAUCUGUGCCUGGAAGGAGAAAGAGGCAGCAAAGGGGCACCUGAGGUUCACUGCUACUAGCGUGGACAUAACCCUGUGCCACUGCAUCUCACAGGGGCCAGAGGAAAGGGAGGGCGGGGCGGGUAGGGAUGGGACUGUGCGGGUAUAAGCUGCGAGCCAGGACAGGGCCCGGAGUGGGGAGCCUCAGACCAAAUAACCAUUGUUUCUGGAGACCCCAGUGAGGAAAAUACAAGACCAAGAGCAGCACAGAGGCCGAGUUGUCACAUGCAAAACAGGAAGAAAAUAUAACACUGUGUAUUUAAGCACCUUUUUCAAGGCUCUUAAUGGAUAAUAUUUAUUCAUGGGAAAAGGUGGAAAACAAAAACACCAACGGAGUUUUGUGAAAUGUUUUUCUCCAUGGACCCAAUACCUUUGAACCAAAACAAUGCAUUUUGUGAGGGGUUUUUUUUUUUUUUUUCUCCUUUUAUAGCAAAAGCUUUUAGGCUAAGAAGUCAGUUACUGCUGAGUUCUCUCUUCGUUCCCCCAGGUAGGUGAGGUCGACUGAGCCUGGGCCCCACUGCCCAGCUGACCUGCACAGAGCUGCCACGUGACCACACAGCAACACUCACCCUCUGUCUGCCCCUGUCUCCUUUGUCUCUGUACCUCUCUGCUUCACCCCCUGGCUGUUUUUCUCUGUGUCCAGCCAUCUGUCUCCACAUGGACCCCAGUGAUACCGAGACAUGUUAGUAAAGCCUUCUCCACUGCCAAGCACCUGCAGACUCGUGCCAAGGACAUGAAUGCAGUGGUGGAAGAGAAAAGAAUAAAGCAAAAAUGGGCAUUUAGGGAUGAGGGAAGUCCACCUUAAAGAACAGAGUGCUUCCCUUGCGGUUGGAACCACUGGUGUUGAAGUUUCCAUUUCUGGGGAAGAAAGGGAAUGACCACAUUUAUCUCACUGGGACCUUGGAAAAGGAAAUCGCUAGCACCUGAGAGGCACAGGCAAUGCCAGUGUGUGCCAGUGAAGAGAGAAGAGAAGAACCCAGGGCUCCCAGCUGCAGUCAGCCCCUGUGGCACCUUGCUCUGUACCCUUCUUUCAGGACCCACCGUAAAGCCCAUCCAGAGCUCUGACAAGAAGCCCCAGGAGCAGUUUCCCGCAGAGAAGGCAGCAGUACGGGGACCAACCUUCUGACUUAUCUCACACCUGAGGCAACUCCCACGGAGGCUGCGGAAGGUUAAGCCUGUGUGCCUCACGAAGGAUGCUCCAAAGAGUGAAAUCAAGUAAGAGAUUAUAGAUGAUUCUUAUCUGGUCUGAAUGAUGCCUUGAGAUCUGAAGAGUCUUCAGGCCUGUUGUCCCCGAAGAUAACUGAAAUGGGGGAGAAGCCUGAUCACCUCCCUGCAAGUGAGGAAGUGAAUAUUAUUUUUGGAAAACCUGGACACAUUUCUGUGCAAGUGGUUUGCAUCCUGAUGGGGCUGGGAACAGCAUUUCCAGAAUCCAAUCAAUUUUCACUGCUUUUAGCAGAGCAGGUGGGCCUCGGGGUUAGUGACCAGGCCCUUUCCGCCUUCCCCAAUCUCCAACUACCCUAUUGCAGUCUCUCUAGCCUGGACUCUGAGACACAGGAGCUCCUUGGGAACUCUUUAUCCAUUCAACAGCUUAGUGGUUAGCUGUUUAAUGCUAGGCCAAGAAUUUUUCUGCCCACCUCAGCCAUCCAGAAGAGUUUCACUAGCUGGGAACCUAAAAACACCUUCAACGGGCUUCCCUAUGACCCCAACUCUACUGACCCUGUAGAAGGAGAAAGUCAAAGGGAUGUGAGGUGGCACCUAACCAGAAGGUGAGCAGAAGGGCAGAGGAGAUGGAGCCUUCUCCUUUACGCUAUCCUCACUGACCAUUGACUGCAUCCCUUCUCUGGGUCUUGGCCUCAAGGAUUUCCCCCUAACCCGAGAAAGAGGUGGUCUGGCCCUCUGAGCUUAUGGUGUAAGUAGGCAAAAAGCUUUACAAUUACAGAGGAAUACGUGUGUACACACAAACACACAACAACCUAAACACACUUUCAUACUUAAUCCCAUUCACGUCAUCCACAUAUCUCAUUAGGGAAGGCAGAGGACUGGCCUGGACUCCAUUUAGAGGGCAGGCAAAGGACUAGAAAAGGAAUUUUUCUUUUGAAAGAAUGGGUAAUGGAACAAAGUUAAACAAGGUUUAAGUUUCUAAGUAUAUAUCAUAGGAACCGAAUGGGGUAAAGGAUAAAGAGGUAAAUAGGAACAUGGUUACACACACAUACGAACUGCCUGUGUUUAAGAACAGGUCAUCACAGAGUUAGAAUAAUGACUGCUCCAACCCAGGACCUGUUUGGUAGUGCACCAGGGGAGCUUACUAGUGGUUCUCACAAAAAUUAAUGAAAUUUAAAAAAAUCAUGUCCCAAAUAAUUUCCCACUUUUUUGACCCUAAUGAACUGAAUGUUUUGUAUUUCUUCAAUUUCAUUUCCAAAUCCCACAUUACGCCAGUUCCUAAACCACCAUUAUUAGACUAACCCCUUCAUCUCCAUCCCCCAAUGUAGCCUUAGCCAAAGAUGAGAGACCCUGUUCACACAAGAAAAUGGCUCAUCUACACAACAGAAUAGAGCAAGACUACACUGCUAAAGGGCAUUUGUGAGUAAAAAGAAGGUCCAAAGUGUGCCAAAUCAGUUGAAUGUCUAACUCAUUGGCCAGGGACUGAAGAACCAGGAUAUUAUCAGGGUUUUCAGGGGGCAAUGGCUUUCUGGUGAAAUGACUCGAGCUUUCAUAGUUCAUGAACAACUUCAGCAUAAUAGAUUUACAAAACUACCUAUCCCAUUCAAUCCUACUCAACAUUAGGGAGGGUUAAAAACCACCCAACCAACCAACCAAUAAGCUAUAUUGAAAUGAAUGGAAACUUAGAAAACAUGGAAUAGAGUGAAUCAGAACUAGAAGAGAUUAAAGAAUAUCUAAGUCAUUUUACAGUAUAGAAGGCUGAGGCCCAGAGAAAUUAAGUGACCUACUCAAGGUCAUGCAGUUAUUUAAUGACAGGACUGGGACCAGAACCCAAGUCCCUUGGCUAUUAGUCUAAUGCUUUUCCCUACACCCACUGCCUCUCAGAGCAACGAUGCUUUAGAGAAGACCCAUCAGAGAUUACUUGUUAUAUCUAGAGACGUAGCCUUAUGCGAAUGUCAAUUAUUACUUGGACACAGCCCUUGGAAACCACUGACUGUACUAAUCCAGACCACACUUUGGAAACCACCAUCCACUAAAUACAACUAGCUAUGGACUAUCAAUUCUGUCAAAAAUAGGUGAGUAGGUGAAUAGUCAGGUUUUUUCAGUCAAAUGCUGUCUCUCCUCGAAGAGCGGGCUAGGACAACAUUUUGAAGCAUACUUUCUAUAGUCCUUUUAAUCCUUUCCACAACCUCUGGUCGUAGUAGAUCAAGUACCUAAAUCCUUGAUUCACAGAGAAGAAAACAGGCAGAAAGAAGCUGAGUGACAUUCAAGUUCACACGGCAAGCUAGUGGCAGAACUAUGUUUGCAAUCCAGGGCUUAGACAUCUUGUCCCGGGACCUUUUCCUCUACAUCGUGUAGCAUUACUCUGAGGAUUGCUUAUAUAUUUUAAUAUCUGGAUUUCAAGGCUGGUGAUUAGGGAGAGGAAGCAUUAUACUCAAAACCACCCUGAACCAGGACCUCCAGAAGCAAACUCUGUACUAUUUCUCCUUCAUCCCCUCUUUUCGUAACUAGUGUCGAGCUCAAGACUAACUGCAUAGAAUCCUGUUCAAAAGACUAGAUAGUCUCAAUGAUAGCUGAACACAUGAGUCUACAGUCAUACAGGAGUAUGAAGUCAGCAAGUAGAAAAGUGAAAUUAAGAAAAAUAAUUUGAACAGAAAUUAAAGUGGAUAGUUAAUGCUGAUCGACAAUUAACAAAAAAGUCAACUUGUGGAUAUGUUGAGGACUUUACCCAGUUUUCAAACUAUGAUUCCUGCAGUUCGGGAUCAUGUUACUUGUUAGAAUAUUGGCAGGGAAAGUACAUUGAAAGAUGUACCUAGAUUUUUUUCCUUAUCUUUGUUUUUUUUUUUUUAACUUUGCAGAAGUAGUGGUUGAAAUUUAUCUAAACCUAGAUGUUUAGGUUAUUAAUGAAUUCUAGUGAUCCAGGUUCCCUCAUUUCAAUUACCAGGUAACUACAAGGCAAAAAGAUCCUAAUGCUGUUAAUCUAAGGCAAUAUUUGUUUCCCUUCUAAUCUAGUUGGCAUGGUAACCAUGACAAACAGGAACCAAAAAGACUUUUAUUUUCCCUUUCUGAUGUCCUUAUGAAAUCUCAGCAUUUGCAACGCUUUAAAAUGAUUGAAGGAAAAGCGUUGUUAUGACCCAUCACCCUCGGAGCCCAAAGAGCAUCAUGAGGAGCAUCAUUAGAACUAAGAGAAAGUGGAUCAGAAAAAGAAACAGCUUUAAAGGGGUUCCUUUUGAGUCUUGUUUUCUACUCAGAAUGUUCUAUGUUUUUCUCAUCAAGUGUGGGAAUGAAUUUAUCUUAGCAGGUUACUUAACUACACUGGAUAAUGUCACACUAACCAGUGUAGGGCACUGACCCAAGUCCUGGGGGGGGCUCCUUGGACCAACAGACUAUUUUACAAACCUGGGUGGUGGGAGGGAUGGUAUAUUUUUGAUAAUCAGACAUUCCAAUGUAAUGUUUUCCUUAGAGGUCACCCUCCCCCAUUAAUGUUAUCGUGAAAAACAUCAAGUGUGUUCUUUUCUAUUUUCAUAUAAUAAACGGGCUUUGCUUACCAACAUCACAAUGGCAAAGAAGAAAUACUGUACAAAACUGCAGGAAGAUAAACAUGUGAAAACUUUCUAUGGGGAAAAAAAAACUCUUGAGUUUCCUGUCGUCUUCUUUUGAAACUGUAGUGCAUAUGUUAAAAUGUAUAUCAUUUACGGUAUUGAGUCAUGUGCCACUGCUGUACCUGAUGUAUCCAAUCUGGAUUAAACAAACUAUGUGCUGCAAACCCUAA
Delphinapterus leucas (beluga whale) is the source of this 7449-nucleotide messenger RNA. Lineage: Eukaryota; Metazoa; Chordata; Mammalia; Artiodactyla; Monodontidae. The record is from RefSeq and is a predicted model, not a curated record.